Molecule: messenger RNA, 2592 nt
Organism: Seriola dumerili (greater amberjack)
Lineage: Eukaryota; Metazoa; Chordata; Actinopteri; Carangiformes; Carangidae
Gene: elfn1a
Product: protein ELFN1-like
Exons: 1
Coding region: 220-2592 (790 amino acids)
Cellular component (GO): plasma membrane
Molecular function (GO): protein binding
Source: RefSeq, a predicted model, not a curated record
CACCGCCAUAAGUUCACUGCAGGCAAACCUCAAUGAAAGAAACUCAGUAUAAAGGCAAAUACUCAACAUUUUUCUGAGUUGUACAUGGGGAUAGAACCAUCCAUCAAUGAAGAGGACACAAAUAAAGGGAUUGUUUCUGGCCCUGAGAACAACAGGAUCAUCUAAGCUGUACUGAAACAACAGCAGUACCACCCUCUUCUCAUUUUUUUGGCCCUGCACAUGACUCUCAGAGAAGCACCAAUGGCCUGCAGCUUAGGCAUGGUGAUGAGUGCCUUGUUUUGGUCUGUAGCCAUUGUAUAUUUGACUCACAUUGGCAGAGUCAGUGGAGACUGCUGGUUAAUUGAGGGUGAAAAGGGCUUUGUAUGGCUUGCAAUUUGUAGCCAAAACCAACCACCUUAUGAGGCCAUCCCACAGCAUAUCAACAGCACCAUUGUGGACCUUCGUCUGAAUGAAAACAAGAUCAAAAGUAUUCAUUAUUCUGCCCUUAGUCGCUUUGCCAACUUGACCUACCUGAACCUGACAAAGAAUGAAAUCUCCUACAUAGAGGACGGGGCCUUUUCUGCUCAGUUUAAUUUACAAGUCCUUCAAAUGGGCUUCAACAAGUUGCGGAACCUGACAGAGGGAAUCCUCAGGGGUUUAGGAAAGCUGCAGUACCUCUACCUCCAGGCAAACCUGAUUGAGACUGUGACACCCAAUGCCUUUUGGGAAUGCCCCAACAUAGAGAACAUUGACCUCUCCAUGAACCGAAUCCAGCAGUUAGAUGGGUCCACGUUUACCAGUCUGACUAAGCUGACCACCUGCGAGCUAUACACCAACCCUUUCAACUGCUCAUGUGAAUUACUUGGUUUUGUCAAAUGGCUCUCUGUUUUCCCGAACAGGACGAAUGAGCGGAUGGUUUGCGACUCCCCACCUGGCGUCUCUGGUUAUAGUUUACUGAGCCAGAAUCCUAACAAUCCAACAUAUCGAAAUGCACUUCACAUGCUCACAACGGUUUGUACUGAUGACUAUGUGACGCCAUUUAUUGCUGUGCCUACUGAGUCUACAACACCUCCACCUGACUCAACACUUUGUGGGCUGGAAGACUGCCCCUCAGGCACAGAACCAGAUGACAUUACCAUCAGUACAACCUACAGCAGUGGGGAGGUAACCCCUCUGAUGAAAGUGAAGCAAGUAACCAAUACAGGGGCCACCAUCACAGUUCAGAUUCCUCAUCCUUACAAGAAGAUGUACAUCCUGGUUCUCUACAACAACAGCUUCUUCACAGAUAUUCAAAAUCUGAAAGACAUAAAGGAGGAUAUUGAACUAAAAAACCUUAAACCCCACACUAACUACACAUACUGUGUCGCUUCAAUACGCAACUCUCUUAGACACAACCACACUUGUCUGACAGUCACUACCGGCCCUCGGAUUGAAAAGGACAUAGCAGUAAACAAUGCAACUGCUACUCAUUACAUUAUGACAAUUUUAGGCUGCCUCUUUAGCAUGGUCAUUUUUCUUGGGGUGGUCUACUACUGCUUGCGAAGAAAGCGUCAGCAAGAUGAAAAGCACAAAAAAUCAGGAAGCCUAAAGAAAAAUAUAAUGGAGCUCAAAUACGGACAAGAACUGGAAGGAGGAACUAUUUCUCGAAUGUCACAGAAGCAGUUGUUGGCUGGGGAGAGCAUGGCACGUAUGCCAUACUUACCAUCUGCUGCUGAAAUGGAGCAGUACAAAUUUCAAGAGAUAAGUGAUACUCCUAAAAUGAUGAAAGGAAAUUACAUGGAUGUGCGAAGUGUGGACCACCACGAACGCAGGGAGUGCGACAUGGGAAUGGCUGGGAAUAGCCAGGGGUCAGUGGCGGAGAUUUCCACCAUUGCAAAAGAGGUGGAUAAAGUCAAUCAGAUUAUUAACAACUGUAUAGAUGCUCUGAAGUCAGAAUCCACCUCUUUUCAAGGGGUGAAAUCUGGUGCAGUGUCCACAGCAGAGCCUCAGCUCGUACUAAUAUCAGAGCACCCACAGAGUAAAUCUGGCCUUCUGUCUCCAGUGUACAAGGACAGCUACCAUCAUUCUCUGCAGAGACAUCGGUCGUCUGAUGUCUCACCAAAGAGGCCCAGCACUGCCACUGGAGGGCCCAUGCGAAGCCCCAGGCCUUAUCGCUCUGAAUCCAAGUACAUAGAGAAAACCUCCCCAACAGGAGAGACCAUCCUCACUGUAACACCUGCUGCCACCAUCCUGAGGGCUGAGGCAGAGAAGAUCCGUCAGUACAGUGACCACCGGCACUCGUAUCCUGAUGCUCAGAUAGAAGAGCUUGAAGGCCCCGAGAGCCACAAGUCCUCCAUGUUGGAGCCUCUUACUCACUCCCGCUCCAGAGACUUAGCAUAUUCCCAGCUGUCCUCUCAGUAUCACAAUCUAAGCUACUCCUCCAGUCCCGAGUACUACUGCAAACCUUCACACAGCAUCUGGGAGCGGUUCAAACUCCACCGGAAACGGCACAAAGACGAGGAGUACAUGGCUGCAGGGCAUGCACUGCGUAAGAAAGUCCAGUUUGCAAAGGAUGAGGACCUGCAUGAUAUUUUAGACUACUGGAAAGGUGUUUCAGCCCAACAUAAAUCAUAA